AUGUCCGUCCGUCCUACCCAUCGCCUCAGCAACGAGAAGCUGGCUGACCAUUUCUGUCUCACGCAGCUCUCCCAACCUCAGCCGCACUUACAUGUGCACACUACUGAACUGUCGACCUAUCCUCUCUCUCGCGCAUCACCCGCGCCGCCGUCAAACACCGUCCCCAUCACUGCUUCGCCGUCCGCCAUCAGCAGCUGUGCCGUCGUCAGCAACGCUCUCUCUGUUCGGCGCAAGGCGCACUCACCGAUGUUCGUAUGUUGUUUCCCCAAGGAGUAUUCGACAUUAGCUCACUACUCAGAAGCCCUACUGGGUCUGGGCCUAGGCUGCCUCUGCCUUAGCAUUGCGGAGGGCUUGCGCGAAGAAGGGCCACUCCUCAGGAUGGCUAGAAACGCGCGUAGCCUCUGCGCGGAGGCGUCUAGGGCUGUCGUUUAUCGCCUUGAUCGCAGUGUAGAGAGGGUCCCCUCUAGGGGUAUUCAUGAGGGCUCUAGCUAUGGCUACCCUGACGAUACGCUGCUGAUCGGCGAAAGAGUGCUUGCCGAAUUCGAGGGCUUCGUUUAUCGUAUGGAUGUUGUUCUGCGUAGCGAUGCCCUCAGCCGUUCCCUCGCAGAAGGGCGUGCCUCGCGGGGGAUUGGCGUUCUUGUAUAUCUCUUGUGGUGCGGACAUGGUGAAGAUAUGACGGUUCAUUUAUUUGAUCUCCCGCGCGAGUUGCGGGAUUUGAUCUACCUUCAAUACUUCCUGUGCGAUGGCGGUUACAUCUUGGAUUUCAACAGCAAUAAGCUCAAAUGUGCAGACGGCGCACGCAUUGAUCUGUCGUUGAGGCUUACGUGCAAGAAAAUUGCAAAGGAAACCAACGGUAUAGCACUGUCGUCUAACGCUCUUAGGUUCGUGGCAGUUUGCCCUGAGGAUCAGGAGCAACGUGAAACCGCGGGACGCUUUGGUCUGGCGCUGACAGAGCUGCACCUCACGCAGAGCUCGAAGCUGGACCAGAUCUACCCGGAUACCCUGAGUGUCCCCGAUGAUAUUUGGAAGGAUAUCUCGGCAAUUGAGCCGAGGCUUGCGCCGUAUGUUGAUUUUCUCCGGCGUAGGCCCAACGGCUGGCGCAUCGUGGAAUUUUCGAGUGGCACACGCCGUCGGUUGCCAUCUAUCAUUGAGAGACCUGAGAUCGGCCAUCCUGGAACCUGCGGAGAAACGCCGUCCGUCUUCCGCAAGUUUGUUCGUUCUGCACUAGAAAUAAUUUUAGCGAACAAACAAAGAUUCGAACCGGAAGAGUUCUCUCAGUUCGAAAAGGCGGUGUUCGACUGGGACGAGGCCCGAAUUGAGGGUAUCGUCGGCAUCGACCCCAUUGCAUGGGAGAUCCCGACAUUACAAAGUCUUGACCGGUACUUGCGCGAUAUGUGUCCCGCCACUGCUGCAGAGAUCUCAGAACUGUGGGAAACUCCUAACGGAGGGAUCGACCUAAGACUCAUUAAACAUCACUACUCAGCUGCGGCUACCGCCAUACGGUUUUUAUGCUCUUUGCCUAGGGACUCUCGCUUAAGCAUUCGGAAUAUUAUUCUCAACGAAGAUCGAGCAGCUGUUGCAUUUCCGGAAGCGCACGGCCUAGGUCUCAUUCCAUACUGCCAGGAAAACCCGCGCCUUCGCGUGGAACGCCGCGUCAGUAUGUGGAGAACAGUCUUUCAGACCGAAACGGGCACUUUUAUCUCUCCAGCGAAACCAGACAUUUAUAACGAUGGCCUUCUGGCGGGUCUGAUCUCUCGUCCUGUGGCAGUCUGGAUCUCGGAAGCCCUAGAACUCGAACCCGCCGGAAUGCCGCCUGGCUCCUUCUCGUUAACCUUUGAGGGAGACCAAGCAUGCUCGGAGGUUUUCCGCACCGUUGUGCAACGCGACGCUGCGUGGCAAGCCGCAGUCGACUUAUCUUUGGAAAGGCAGAUUCUCCCUUCAUUGUCGUGGGUUACGAGGAGAGUAGACGGAUGGGCCAAUCACGCAGCUGAGACCAAGUGGUACGUUCUUGAAGGCUUCCCGCAAGCAGUGCAAGAUAUCGUGGCAGGCAAGUCCAUUGUCAAGUGCAACUUUGACGUGGGCGAGGCAUGGGACGUGGAGAAACUGGUUGAAGAGAGGAAGAAUUGGACAAUGAGCGAUUGGCAAAAGCGCUGGGAACGGGGUGGCGACGAACGCGUCAAUCCCGACCCGCCGUCGCCGAAUUAUCUGCAGCUCCUUUGCGACAACAGCUUGGACACGAAUCUACCAGUCAUGUGA
This is a messenger RNA of Colletotrichum siamense, 2256 nucleotides long. RefSeq lists its product as uncharacterized. The record is from RefSeq and is a predicted model, not a curated record. The coding region runs from base 1 to 2256 and encodes 751 amino acids. The transcript is spliced from 8 exons. Lineage: Eukaryota; Fungi; Ascomycota; Sordariomycetes; Glomerellales; Glomerellaceae.